Messenger RNA from Lathyrus oleraceus (garden pea), 1700 nucleotides. RefSeq names its product peroxisome biogenesis protein 3-2. The coding region runs from base 282 to 1373 and encodes 363 amino acids. Gene Ontology annotation, cellular component: peroxisomal membrane. Gene Ontology annotation, molecular function: protein-macromolecule adaptor activity. Gene Ontology annotation, biological process: protein import into peroxisome membrane. NCBI's taxonomy places the organism in Eukaryota, Viridiplantae, Streptophyta, Magnoliopsida, Fabales, Fabaceae. The record is from RefSeq and is a predicted model, not a curated record. The transcript is spliced from 7 exons.
GGAGUUUUCAUCCAAAGUCGAGCAAAUAAAAUAAAAUAAAAUAAAAUGGGUAGCAUUUAAUAUUUAUUUAGAUUCUUAGCUUUUUUUCUGAAUCGAAGAACAUACACACACAGAGAGUAUGAGAUUCCAUUUCUGAAAGCUGAAUCAAUCUCCGACCUUUUCGAUUAUAAUUUCCUCUUCGUUUUUAUCACUCCCCACUCUUUCUUAUCCUUCCGGCGUAUUCUCCAAAGCUCCUCCUCUCUUUCUGUUGCUUCUUUCAUUGCCCCCAUUCUCAACAAAUUAUGUUCUCUGUCAGGGAUUUUUGGAGGCGGCAUAGGAGGAAGAUUUUCAUCUCUGUUGGUGUUAUAGGAGGUGGCUAUUGUUUGUAUAACCUUUAUGCUGUUCAUAGGCGAAAGCUCCAUGGCCUUGAGAGGGAACUUCAACUUCAGAGAGAAACUGACGAACGUAUCAAGGAUCAGAUGCAAGCUCACUUUGAGAAUAUUCAGAGAAUUUCUGAUACAAUUACGUUACCUCAUUCUAUGCACAACCUAAGUUGCCGGAUAUCAGAAGAGUUGGAUCUUUCUUACCUUCUCGAGAGGCUAAUGCAGGGAAAGGGUCAGCCCAACACUUUAACGCAAUCAGAAAAACUAGAUUUAUGGGGUAGACUCAAGAUUUUAAGUUUCACAAGAAUGGCAUUGUCAGUUUGGGCAACGGUAAUGCUUAGCUUGUAUACCAAAGUUCAGGUCAAUAUACUAGGACGGCAUCUAUACAUUGAUACUGCACGAAGCUUUGAAAGCUCUUAUUUAAUGGAAAGUGGAGAUGUGGUUGAUGGGGAGGGCCAGCAGAAAUUUCUAGGAAGUGUUGAUUUUCUCUCUCAGCAUGGUAUGCCUGCCUUGAUUUCGGACAUGGAGGCGGCAACAAAAGAAGUUCUCAAAGGAAAGCAGUUGACCAGUCUCUUCAACAAUACAGCGCUUCAAGAAACCAUCACACAGAUACUGAACACUUUCAUGAGCAGAGGGAGUCCAUUUUUCUGGGUAAAAUAUAUGAUACCCGAGGAUGCUAAAUUACGUUUCACGGACUCUGGGAAUUAUGACACAGUUCCAUUUUAUAUGACUGAAUUUGAACAACUCAUGAUGGAAGCAAAUGCAGUAUUAUCAAGUGCUGAAUUUGGGAGCGUCAUAGAUAUGUCUCUGAAAGCUGUGGUGGAUACACUGGCCAAGCAGAUGGGGACUACAACCGUGCCGUUGGCGAGAGCAUUGCCCCAAGUUGCGCAGAUGUGUCCUCUGCUCCUCGAAGAACCCAGUAAAAAUCAGUUCAUCCAAAUCAUUAAUAAUAUACCAGAGGUUGAACUUUUUCUCACUUUUCUCUAUGCAAACAUCCCAAGUGCAGAGUGAUUAGUAUUUUUAUGUUUCAAAUGAAAGAAACCAAAAAGUUGAAAUUUCAUUAGACAAAAGGCGUAAGACAAUGUACAAAAGUUUAAUCGAGGUUCGAAAGAGAUAGUAAUAGGUAAAUUGUUAGCCUUCAUCUUUUAUAGUAUGACAUUUCCCUUUUGGUGUAAUAUCAUUCAAUAGUUAGUGUUUCAUAAUGCUCCUCCCAUUGGCUUUAACUUGGCAUUUGGAGGAGCAAGGUUCAGUUAGGACUAGUUUUGCUUUAUCCACAUUGUACAUGCUGGAAAGGGAAAAUGACUUAUCUUUAAUCAUCUCUUCAAUAACUUUUGUUCA